This is a messenger RNA of Solenopsis invicta (red fire ant), 1494 nucleotides long. Its product is annotated as prostaglandin reductase 1. Gene Ontology annotation, molecular function: 2-alkenal reductase [NAD(P)H] activity; 15-oxoprostaglandin 13-reductase [NAD(P)+] activity. Gene Ontology annotation, biological process: prostaglandin metabolic process. Gene Ontology annotation, cellular component: cytoplasm. The transcript is spliced from 4 exons. Lineage: Eukaryota; Metazoa; Arthropoda; Insecta; Hymenoptera; Formicidae. Bases 43 to 1260 code for a protein of 405 amino acids. The record is from RefSeq and is a predicted model, not a curated record.
UAUUUACCUGGAAUGACUUUCAACUUGCAAUACAAAUAAAAGAUGAUCGUGACUAACAUGUUCAAAGUAUUGAGGCGCGAGUUAUUGUCGUGGAAUCAUUGGAGAAGAUUGGAAUUCAUUGAUACAAGAAAUAAGUUGAUAAAAGAAUUUGCCCGUUCCUUUUGCAAUAACGCUGGUGAAAUUGUAGCGACAAGACCGAAUUCAACAAGCUCUUGGAUCCGACAGUUUUCAUCACACCCACGCAAGAUGAUGAAAGCAAAAAAAUAUGUGCUGGUGAAACAUUUUGAGAACGAGGUGAAGCCAACGGAUCUACAAUUGGUAGAGGAGGAGCUGCCGAAAUUGCAGGAUGGAGAAUAUCUCGCGGAAGCUGAGUAUCUUUCUGUGGACCCAUACAUGAGACCGUAUGUACAAAGAUUUCCAGUUGGAAUCACGAUGAUCGGCGGUCAGGUCGCCAAGAUCAUAGAAUCCAAGAAUCCGGAUUUCCCGGUCGGCAAGAGGGUCUGUGGGUACCUAGGCUGGAGAACUCAUACAAUUGUCAAACCAAAUACCCCGGAUAAUCCCAUAAUGAAUCAACCAGCGUACAUUUUGCCAGACAUGGGUGAUUUGCCACCCUCUCUUGCCUUAGGUGUGUUGGGAAUGCCGGGCAACACGGCGUAUUUCGGCUUGAUGGAGCUAUGCAAGCCGAAAUCUGGCGAAACAAUUGUCAUCAGCGGAGCCGCUGGUGCGGUCGGAUCGCACGUGGGACAGAUUGCCAAAAAUUUGGGUCUGACUGUAAUCGGUAUAUGCGGCUCCGACGAGAAAUGCAAAUGGCUCACUGAGGAAUUGGGCUUCGACUCUGCCAUCAAUUACAAGACCGCACCGAUCGCGUCCAAACUACGCGAAACCGCUCCCAAAGGCGUUGAUUGCUACUUCGACAAUGUCGGCGGGGAUAUCUCGAGCACAGUCAUGUAUCAGAUGAAUCUGUUCGGCCGGGUAGCCGUGUGCGGGAGCAUCUCAAGCUAUGACGCGGACCCCUCGUCCUUGCCCAAAUGUACGAUUUUACAACCUACUCUCGUAUUCAACCAAUUGAAGGUGGAGGGUUUUAUCGUUACACGCUGGAUUGAUCGUUGGAAUGAAGGAAUUGGAUAUAAUUUGAAAUUAAUACGCGAGGGCAAGCUCCGUUAUCGCGAGACUGUGACCAAGGGCUUCGAGAAUAUGUUCGAAGCGUUCACCGGCAUGCUGCGCGGCAAUAACACCGGUAAAGCGGUCGUGCAGGUGUAAACAUUGAUUGGCGUUGAAAUUUAACGUUUCUCACAAGUAUUCCUGCCCGCUCACAAUUUCAUAUCUAAAUUUUUAAUAUUUUUAAUAUUUUUAAAAGAUUAAAGGAAUGAAACCUGUUCUUUAUAUGCACAAAAUGUAUACAUUGUAAUAUGUAACUGUUCAAUUUGUAUAGACAAAUAUUACAAAGGUAAUUAUACAUAUAAGAAAUAAAUCAUCACAAAUAUUUUUGAAAUA